AUGCCUCUUAGACCUGAAGAGUACAAGAUGCGAGUUGCCUUGAUGAGUGAAGUAGAGAAAAGUAUUCAUCAUGGUGGACAAGUGCAAGUACUAGUCAGUUCAGACCGUACUGGGCUCCACCGUACUUCAAUCGUCUCUUCAGCUUUUGAAUUUCAAAGUGCUGACCAAAUUCUGGAUUAUUUGGGUAUGUUGCAAUUGGAAAAAAGGUAUUCAAUCAACAUUACAGGCUUCAAAAGUCCAAUAAUCAUGUACACGGUUCUAUGCAUGGCAAUAUGCUGGAGCUUGGCCAUAAUGACAAUUAUGUGUUCGCAUUUCUACGAAACUGGCAUCGAAUGUGAGCACGGUGAUAAGAAAUGUAUUGAAGAGGCGAAUGAAAUGCGGACGAUUGAAAAACAGUUCUUCUCCGGCAAGGACCAGUGGCUAGGUCCUGAAUGGUCGGCUUCAAUCUUCUUCAUUGGAGACCUGCUUGGUGGUAUCACGCUUUCUUAUUAUGCAGAUGUGUAGGUUUUUUUUCGUCAUCUUAUUUUAAUGUUACGGAAGAUAUAUGAAUCAUGUUUAAAUUGGCAAUGGAAACUUUUCGACCUCCCUUUUUUAGUUAUACUGUAUACCAUAUAGCAAAAUAUUUUUUAGCCACGGUAGAAAGAAAAUCGUAUUUCCAUCAAUGUUUAUAAUGGGAUUCCUGCUGAUUGUAUCUACAUUUGCCACAACUUUGAUCGGGUUUCUAGUGCUACGCUUCAUGGCUGGAUUCUUUUUGACGGUAAGCUUCAUUACUGUAUCCUAUUGUAAAUUGAAAUUGUAAUAUGUCAUUGUUAAUUCAUAUAUGCUUCAGGCCUCCUUUGUAAUCGUAUGGGUCCAUGCCAGUGAGUGUAUCAGUUCAAGGUACCAUAUUAUAUUAUCUGUCAUCUUUGGAUUCACAUGGGUAAUUGGAUAUGCUUGUGUAGCUCUUAUAGCAACAUUCCUACACGAUUGGAGACAAGCAACGGUGAUCGUAGCGGUUCCUCAGCUUAUAAUCUCUUUUUCACUUUGGUUGUAAGUUUAACUUUCAUAUCGUUGAAUUCAAACAUUAAACGGACGAUUUAGCUCAGAAUUUCUGUGCUAAAGGCCUGAUAAUGAGUAAUCUAAUAUGUUAGUUAAUAUAAUACAUAUUUCAGUACCAUCCCAGAAUCCUUCCAAUUCGUAGUAGAAAAACGACAAACAGCAGAACUUCAUAUGUGGCUAAAAUCAUCAAGAAACCCUUACCUUGACCAGAAUGUGGAUGCAGAAAAGUUCAUUCAACGUACUCACAAACACAAAGGAGAUGAUGGUGCUGAUGACCUAAGCGGAUUCGUAAAAUACCUACGUGAACAUGGAUCAUUGAUCAAGAUUGUCAUCAUGUCGGCUUGUAUGUGGUAAGAAACUUCAUUUUUCAAAGUUCUGGCCAGGGCAAUAUGUAGAAGAGGGUUUUGAACUGAGCUUGGCAGUACAGCCCGGCUUGAACCUGACGGCAAAACGCCCGAUAGGCUUCCAGCUUUGAUAAUAGGUUAUUUCUAAUAUCUAAAAUAAAGAAAACAAAAGAAAAAGUAAAAAAAGCACGUAAGGUAAUAUAAAUCUAAAAUAAAACAUACCUAAAAACAUAAGUAUCUUCCAGGAUUUUCACCUUCUUAUGGUACCUUGGCUUGUCGAUGCAGAGUACCUCACUCGGAGGUGAUGCCUACAAAAACUUUUUGUUGUCAGGCCUUGUAGAGAUCCCGGGCCACAUUCUAAAUCCAGUUUUGCUCAAAUAUUUAGGCAGAAAACGUACCACAGUAACUGUAUACACGUUGGGUACGAUAUGUCUUCUUGGCCUUUCGUAUGUCGAAAACAGUAGGUUUUAAAUGAUUUUGUGACAGGUUUUAAUUGACUAAAUUAAGAAAAAAACUUAAAUAUAAGGUAAAAAAUACAUUGCCUUUAUAAAAUUCGCAAAACUCUGCUCCAAAGACCAUUUUCGCAUCAAUGUCAUAGACGACCAGAUUUAUCAUGGAUAAUAUAACUUGAGCCAAUUAAAACAAAACAUUAAAAUAAUACUCAAAACAAUAAAAAUAUCUUCAGCUCAAUCCCAGCUGUAUUUAUCAGUUUGGUUAUGCGCCAAAUCCUUAUCGGCCGCAGCCUUUAUGAACUUAUUCAUCAACGGAGCCGUCAUCUUUCCAACGGCUAUAAGGAAUUCAGCAAUGGGUAUCUGUGCGGUAUGUAGCAAUAUUGGAGCUUCAAUUGGACCACACAUACCUCAUUUGGUAAGAUUUUUAUUAAACUUCGCGAACAGCGGCUGUUUAGCAGCUUAUAACAUGUACAAUCGAUAAUAAAUUAUAUAAUCCAAGCUAAAAUUAAACUGAGGGACUUCAAAACAUAAAACAAACCAGAAAUUUGAGCUUUACAUUAUCAGUCACCUAAAAACUACUUACGCUUUCUAGAAAAAGUUUGGCCACCCAGUACCGUGGAUUGUCUUUGGACUAGCUACGGCCGCUUCAGGGAUACUGGCGAAUUCAAUGCCCAAAGCUGAAACUGACGAUGAAGAAGCUCCAAAUGGAUAUGUUGAAGUACCUUUAGUUGAAGAAGAAUAA
Bursaphelenchus okinawaensis is the source of this 2576-nucleotide messenger RNA. Lineage: Eukaryota; Metazoa; Nematoda; Chromadorea; Rhabditida; Aphelenchoididae. The record is from the annotation of a GenBank genome assembly.